This is a messenger RNA of Conger conger (European conger), 4620 nucleotides long. RefSeq names its product TSC22 domain family, member 1 (gene tsc22d1). The coding region runs from base 637 to 3210 and encodes 857 amino acids. The record is from RefSeq and is a predicted model, not a curated record. Lineage: Eukaryota; Metazoa; Chordata; Actinopteri; Anguilliformes; Congridae. Gene Ontology annotation, biological process: regulation of transcription by RNA polymerase II. The transcript is spliced from 3 exons.
GCUAACAAGCUAACCAGCAACACUACAAUAAGGUGGCCGGCGAAAGGUCCCGUGAGAGGUAUACAGAAAACAUUGGAUUAAAAACUAAGUAACGAGGCAUGGAUUAAUCACUUGGCGUCAAAAUCAAAUGGAAGAUAUUCUACCAAGGGAAACUGUUCAUCGGCCUGGGAUUGUUUCAUUUCGUGAAGAUAAGAAUUUUCAAAUAAUGCGACUCAGUGCCUGGCAGUGAUGGAGGUGAUCUGUCGGCGUACUAGUGGUGAAUGUAUUGUAUUAUCUAACUGUGUCGUUGUCAUUAGAAUAUAUUGAAAUAUUUAUAUAUAGGCUUAUAAAUAAUACAUGAAACGGAAUGUUGAACUGCGUUUAAGAGCACCCAUAACAACAAGCACCUGAUAGCUAGAUAGCGAGCCAGCUAACGUUAGCUAGCAUUACAGGCUCACAGACGCCUCGCUUAGCAUAAGCCUGCUAGCAAGCAUUUUCAAAGGGGAAAGAUUGAAUUGAAAUUUAUGGCAUUUGGGUGCUGUUAUUAGGUGUUGCGCAAAGUUUUGCUGUCGCGCCAAUAAUUGUCACUACGAUUAUAACGUUACUUUUUAUCGGAUUUUACAACUCGGUCACUAACUACCCCUGGAAUUUUACAAAAUGCAUCAUUCCGAAUCUACCGGAGACUCCGCAGGCAUUAGGAAGAUGGCGCACCCGGCAAUAUUUCCUAGAAGGGGUAGUAACACCGGUAGCAGUAGUGCCUCUGCGUUGACAACGGCGGCUAAUGCGAGCGUUAGCAAUAAUAUAAUUCCGAAUGACGAUUACCAGUCGCCUUUGGUGAUACAGCCUCCACCACCGGCGGGAUCGUCGUCCCCUGGGCCCCAGCAUCACCCACAAAGCCUUAACCUCCUCUCCCAAUCCCAGCUGCAUUCCCAAACUCUCCAGGUCGGGGCUCAGAUAAAAAAGAAGAGCGGUUUCCAGAUCACGAGUGUUACGCCGGCCCAGAUUUCCGUCAGCACAAACAACAGCAUUACAGAAGACACUGAGAGCUGCGACGACUUGGACGAGUCGCACACGGAGGACCUGUCUUCGUCUGAGAUCCUGGACGUGUCCCAGUCUCUGUCGCGGGCUACUGACAUGGGGGGGGCGGAGAGGAGCUCCUCUGAAGAAACUCUGAAUAACUUCCAUGAGGCAGACACACCGGGUGCCCUGUCUCCCAACCAGCCCCCUCACCCACUCUCGCAUGGGACUCAGCACGGGCCAAUGGUGAACGGGACUGCAAAUCAUCACCCGCACCAGCAACAUAGCCAUAUCCAUCACCCCAACCUUGGGCAUCGCCACCAAGUGCCCCAUUCCCAGCCAACCUCCGGCUUACCAGUAGGGGGCGGUGUUUCUGUUGCUGGCACGUCCACCUUGGGGGCUUUAUCCGGCGUCGCUCCAAAGUUCCAGACGGGUUUGGUGGCCGCCGCUGUGAAUCCGCACACCAAUAAACCUGCUGCCUUGGCUCAGCCUGUUGCCACAUCAUCCUCAGGUACGGGAACACUCUCUAUGCCUGCGGCAGCGGCAGUUAACAUGGUCAAUCCCUCCAUCAGCAAAGUUAGCGAUGUGAAUAUGUUGCGGUCAACCGGCAGGGGCCCCUCCGCCGGUCCGCAGAACGCUAAAAGCAUUAGCGCCGCCAUGGAUAGCAGCGGUCUGGGCGUAAACUCGAUGCAGCAGCAAAGUGCGGUGCAGCCGGUUGCCAUGACGACAGCCAGCGUCGCUCCCCCUGGUGUCGUGAGGCCUGGGUCGGGGGGUGUUGCUCCGUCCCCUGCCGCCAUGACUCCUGCCCCGCCACAACAGGUUCCUGCCCCCACCUCUGCUCCCAACCCUCCUCCCGCCUCCACCAGCUCCCGCUUCAGGGUGGUGAAGCUGGACUCCAACUCCGAGCCGUUUAAAAAGGGGCGCUGGACCUGCGCGGAGUACUACGAGAAGGAGGCCCCGCCGCCGGCCGACGGCCUCAGGAGCGGGCAGCUGGCAGCCGAGGGAAUGUGCGAACGCGAAGGCCCCGUCGCCACUCCCGGUCACCACGGCGACACCGCGGAAGCCCAGCAGGCCUUUCAGCAGCCGCCUCCGGGCGUCCAGAACCAACUCCUGGGUGCGCCCUGGCCGCACACCGUCCAGGACCCAGGCCUCCUGAAGUCCGCCGCGGCUCAGUCCGUUCCCACCGUGCCGGGCGUGGCGCUGCACCAGCAGGCCGCCGUCAACCAGGGAGGCCAGCAGACGGCUCCUGCUCCCCAGCAUCAGAUGGCGUACGCACUGGCAGGGCAGUCCGCUCAGGCGGGCUAUGUCCCCUCCGCCCAACAGCCGCCGGCGCCUGCCCAGGCCAUGGCGACCGUGCAGCCCGGGGUCCGAGUGCCGCAGCCACACCCGCCGGGCCACUUAGCGGCCGGGGCGGUUCCUCCGCCCGUAAGCGGCCAGCCUGCGGUUAGCAUGCCCUCCGCCACGGCUCAAACCCUCCCCCAGGGUCUCCAGCAGCCUGCCCCCCAGGCUCAGGCCAUUCCCCCCCAGGCCUCCAGCGCCACCCAGCCCCGCCCGACUCCGGUUCCUGUUCCUUCCGAGCAGCUGCUCCCGCCCAGGACUCAGUACCCGGGGAGCCAGCCUCCUCUUCCUGCCGCUUCGUCCACACCCAUCGGCCUCCUGCUGGAACGCAAGCCCAGCCCCGCCCAGGCCCCACCGGCCUUCACCUCCACACAGCUGGAGGACUUCCUCUUUCAGCACCAUUCCCUGCUCUCCCUGCCGAAGCUUGGGGCCGGAGAAUGUGCCUCAGGGGCCCCAGGCCUGGAGGAUGGCGGAGGGACCAGUGCCUUACCGGCCGGGGCCGGCCUGUUCCCCCUGAAGAGCCUGCCCAUGGACGGAGAGGAGGAUAGUUCUUCGGGUGCCAGUGUGGUGGCGAUAGACAACAAAAUCGAACAAGCGAUGGACCUGGUGAAGAGCCACUUGAUGUACGCGGUGAGGGAGGAGGUGGAGGUCCUGAAAGAGCAGAUCAAAGAGCUGAUCGAGAGAAACUCGCAGCUGGAGCAGGAGAACAACCUGCUGAAGAACCUGGCCAGCCCUGAGCAGCUGGCCCAGUUCCAGGCGCAGGUCCAGAGCGGGUCGCCGCCCCCGUCGGCAGUACCGGCCGGGCCCGGCGCGCAACCGCAACCGGCCGCCCCGCCCGCGCAGACGGCCCCCCAGAACGCCGGGCUGUCCGCGUAGCCCCCCCCGACGGGCAACCGAGCAAAAGAACUCCAGCUGCUAAACCCCCCCCCCCCCCCCACACGAACGAGGGAAAGAUACACGCCACGUUCGCGCUGAAGAACUCCGGCCGCUGCUGCCAACGGGAGGAUUCCGUUCCCAAUUUGCACAUAUUUACCCUUCCAAACUGGACAGAAAGCAUUAGUAUCUUUUUUCCUUUUCUUUCCUCACCUCUGCCCGAGAUGCUUUUCACACUUCAGACAAUCGUCUUUGCGAGAGAGAGGCUUCAAGGUUAAAGUUACCAAAAUCCACAGAACUGCUGGGAUCACUAAGGACCGUUUUGUUGUGAAGACCGCUCAAAGAUUCAUUGUGCCUGUGUCAAAAAAAAAAAAAAAAAAAAAAAAAAGGAUUUCAAGUGAUGUCAGUUUUCAUCGGUGACUCCAGAAUUGUGCAGGUGUUACCAUGCUUACCUUUUUUCUUCUUUUUUUUCCUUUUCUUUUUUGUAGUGUAAAUAUACCAGUAUUUUCCAGGCUGUGAGCAUAAUAAUGAGCAAGCACUUUCUUGGUGGCUAAUGUGAAGUUGUUUUGUUUUUUUUGAGGACCAUCACGCUCCCCCCAUCUGGUAUGGGUUAGGCAAAAGAGAAGUUGACUGUAAUCUUUACAUCGCUGUUGUCGUUAUGUUGGUUUGAAUGAAGGAGACAAACCUUUGCUUUUGGGGUGCCGGGGCGCACUGUGUUUUCCAUUUGGAACUCCUCAUUCCUGCCCAUUUUAAUUUGAGGCUGUAUAUUUUUUUUCUCUCUCUUUUUGGUCAACCAGUAACGCCUAGUGCAAUCUGAGGGGGAAAAAAACAAAUGAUUUGGCUCUGCCGAAUUUCGGUAAGGGCUUGUGUAUAUUUGUGUAGUUAGCAUAAGUACUUUGUGAAAUUGCCAUUGCAGAAGGAAAGGGCAAAGAAAACGACAUGUCUGUUUCAAUUGAAAUUGUACAGUUUGAAGUGAGGCUGUUAAUGGACCGCCCUUUGUAAGUUUGGGCAGUCUAUUUUUUGCUGUAACCCAGGAAUGUACCUUCUCAACAUGCUAGGACAUUUAAGUGAUAGUAAACUGUACUUGGUUUUCAUGGCUGAAGUAAAUCCUACUGUGAACCAUUGUUCACUUGAAAUUAUUUUAGGCAUUGCACCAUUGUGAGCAUUUUUCUGACAGUGAAACACUCCGGACAUUCAACUGUUAUUUUUUUUUUACAUUUUAUUUUAUUUUAUAUAAAGCAAACUCAGCAUAAGGCAAACCUGACAUGAAUUCUGCAUUUACAUAUAAGUUGUAUGCUUAUGUUUUUGUGCAUGUUCCUCAAACCAGAAACCAGAAAAAGGUGUAACAUAAUACAAUUGCACUUGACAGUUGCACUUCUCAACUUUCAAUAAAAAUAAAUAAGUGAAACCAAA